AUGCAGAUCGAUGCAGGACUGGGACAAGUGGUUGCAACGGACACAAGUCAAAUCCCCUUCUACCUGGUAGGUGAUAAAUGGAUCCGCCUGCCUGGUUCCCUGAAGCAUAUCACUAUAGGACCAGCAGGGAUCUGGGGUGUCAACAAGGGAGACUCAAUCUACAAGUAUGUGGCCGGUAACUGGGUGCAAGCUGCAGGUAAGUAGAGAGCAUUGCUCAAUAUUUAUCCAGAGGACACCUACUUUCAGUGGUGGAAAAAGUACUAAAUUGUCAUACUUGAGUAAAAUUAAAGAUACUUUAAUAGAAAAUGACUGAAGUAAAACUGAAAGUCACCCAGUAAAAUACUACUUGAUCAAAAGUCUAAAAGUAUUUGGUUUUAAAUAUACUUAAGUAUCAAAAGUAAAUGGAAUUGCUAAAAUGUACUUCAGUAUCAAAUGUAAAAGUAAAAGUAUAAACCAUUUCAAUGUCCUUAUAUUAAGCCCAGACGGCACAAUUUUCAUGUUUGCUUUUUUGAGCCAGGGGCACACUCCAACACUCAGACAUAAUUUACAAAGGAAGCAUUUGUGUUUAGUGAGUCCGCCAGAUCAGAGGCAGUAGGGAUGACCAGGGAUGUUCUCUUGAUAAGUGUGUGAAUUGGACCAUUUUCCUGACAAAAUGUAACAAGUACUUUUGGGUGUCAGGGAAAAUGUAUGGAAUAAAAAGUACAUUAUUUUCUUUAGGAAGUAAAAGUAAAAGUUUUCCAAAAUAUAAAUAGUAAAGUAUAGUACAGAUACCCCAAAAAACUACUUAAGUACUUUACACCACUGCCUACUUCUUGUCUUUCCUGAUACCAUCACGGUGUUGAAACAUGAUUCAUUGUUUUCUUGUCCGUCCGUCUGUCUGUCUUUGUGGUCUUCAGGCCUACUGAAGCAGGUGGAUGCUGGGGGUAACCAGUUUAUUGUGGGGGCCAACAUGAACGAUACUCCGUACUGUCUGACAAGUAGUGCCACAGUUGGCUACAAGGGUCCAGGUUCAUCCCUUCCAUGGACAGGAUUGCCAGGAGCUGUGAAGUACUACAGUUGUGGACCCUUUGGGUGCUGGGCAGUCAACAAGAAUGAUGAUAUCUACAUAAUGAGUGUAAGAUCUGGGAAAAAAGUGUGAGAUCUGGAGUAGAGUAGUAGAGUAUGGGGAGUUAUUGUAAAACUGUUUAAUAUUAUAACUGUAGAAAUGGUCCUAAAACCCUGAUUGUAUCUGUUUGUUUCCAGUUGAAUCAAGACUGCCAAAACAAGGGGUGGAGUCACAUUGACGGCAAGCUUUCCAUGAUUGAGGUGGCAACUGAUGGUAGUGUCUUUGGGGUCAACUCUGUGGGUGAUGUUUAUACCAGGUAAGGUUGAUACUUAACUAUAUGUAUAGUGUCCCUCUUUUCCCCCUCAACAUUAUUAACUUAAAAAUGACUUGUAAUAAUAAUCAAAUCUAAACUUAUAUAAUAGACUUAUGAAGGAAUGUGAAAACAGUGUACAGUAAAAUAUGUAGAAGUUCGAUCUCCUUUAAAGCUACAGUUUGGGAUUUUAAAUGGCCACCCUGCCACUUGUUUUAGUAAACAGAUGAGGGAUGGGACAGGAGAAAUGUAGCCACUCUUUAAUUCAUAGAUGGAUCAAUAGAUGUAAGGACAGACAGAUGAGAACAAAAUGAUUUUUCAUUUAAACAUGUUUUGUAAAGCUAUACAUUGUUUGUUUACAAUAGCAUUGUUUACAACCAAUUGAGUAAAAUCUUACAUAUUUUCUUCUGAUGCAGUUGUAUUAAGCUCAUGAGUCAUUUAUAAGUUAUAUUCUUCAACAAUCAAUGGCUAUAUACAAUUAAUAUAGUUUUUUUAUUUUUAUGGAUGAGCUUUAAACAUGUGAACCCCACCUCUUUCUUCAACACAGAGACGGCAUCACAGCCAUUAAACCAGAGGGCACUGGAUGGAGCAAUGUCCCAAUGUCCUUGCGGAUGAAGCACGUGACCUACGACCUGGGACAUCUUUGGGUCGUCUCCAAGUCUGCCGUCACCACGGUGUGCACACGUUAG
This is a messenger RNA of Coregonus sp. 'balchen', 2044 nucleotides long. The record is from the annotation of a GenBank genome assembly. Lineage: Eukaryota; Metazoa; Chordata; Actinopteri; Salmoniformes; Salmonidae.